GCUGCCAUCGCGUCUGAGGGCGCGGCCUUGUCACGGGCCCUGUCGGUCGCCAAGCGCUCGGGCGGGGCCGAGGGGGGCCUCGCCCGGCCGACGCAGCGCGCGCUCGAAGAGGUGAAAGAGCUGACCAUUGCAGACCAGCGGCUGUCGCGGCUCUUCACGACUGAGCUGGUCGGUUUUAAGAAAUCGAACUCAGAGGGCCAAUGCGAGGAGGCAUUGGUUGCAGCGAACAAGCAGCUCACGGAAUCAAUCGAGAAACUUUGGGCCGAG
Molecule: messenger RNA, 267 nt
Organism: Prorocentrum cordatum
Lineage: Eukaryota; Dinophyceae; Prorocentrales; Prorocentraceae
Source: the annotation of a GenBank genome assembly